Messenger RNA from Meriones unguiculatus (Mongolian gerbil), 5180 nucleotides. It is a transcript of the gene Pcgf3, whose product is annotated as polycomb group ring finger 3. The transcript is spliced from 11 exons. Bases 344 to 1135 code for a protein of 263 amino acids. Gene Ontology annotation, biological process: regulation of transcription by RNA polymerase II. Gene Ontology annotation, cellular component: PRC1 complex. The record is from RefSeq and is a predicted model, not a curated record. Lineage: Eukaryota; Metazoa; Chordata; Mammalia; Rodentia; Muridae.
AGCCGAGGCACACACUGCGCAUGCUCCAACCGCGGCGCCCCCGACUCCGCACUCGGCUGGUUUCGGGCAUUUCCGCCUCUUUGUUUUAAACUCCGCACGGGUUUUUUCUCCUCCUCUUGGGGGGGACCCAGAGGGAGCGGCGCCCCCCUCCCCCUCCCGGCGAGCCCCCGCGUGCGCCCGCUCGCCCGCCGCCCGAGACGCAGACUUCACAAUGUAGCCCUGAUUCCAGGCUGUCAUUCACAGAAAAUGGAAAAGGAACAAGGGACAGAAGGAAGGUACAGAAGCCAGCCAGAACUCAAAGUAAGGAGUGAUCAUCACAUCCACUUGGUGGCCUGAAGCCUCCAUGCCACCGGGUGAGGAAGGACACGCAGACAUCCAGAGGAGUGUAUUUCUCUUGCAGAAGCCAAAGAUGUUGACCAGGAAGAUUAAACUCUGGGAUAUAAACGCCCACAUCACCUGCCGCCUGUGCAGCGGCUACCUCAUCGAUGCAACCACAGUGACUGAGUGUUUGCACACAUUCUGCAGGAGCUGCCUGGUGAAGUACCUGGAGGAGAAUAACACCUGCCCCACCUGCAGGAUCGUGAUCCAUCAGAGCCACCCACUGCAGUACAUCGGUCAUGACAGAACCAUGCAGGACAUUGUUUACAAGCUGGUGCCAGGCCUCCAGGAAGCGGAAAUGAGGAAACAGAGGGAAUUCUAUCACAAACUGGGCAUGGAGGUACCAGGUGACAUCAAGGGGGAGGCGUGCUCAGCGAAACAGCACUUAGAUCCCCGCAAUGGUGAAACCAAAGCAGAUGACAGUUCAAAUAAAGAGACAGCAGAAGAGAAGCAGGAAGAGGACAAUGAUUACCACAGGAGUGACGAGCAGGUGAGCAUCUGUCUAGAAUGCAACAGUAGCAAACUACGAGGCCUCAAGCGGAAGUGGAUCCGAUGCUCAGCCCAAGCAACAGUGCUGCACCUGAAGAAAUUCAUCGCCAAGAAACUCAACCUUUCCUCCUUCAAUGAGCUGGACAUUUUAUGCAACGAAGAGAUCCUGGGCAAGGACCACACUCUCAAGUUCGUGGUUGUUACAAGGUGGAGAUUCAAGAAGGCGCCCCUCCUGCUACACUACAGACCCAAGAUGGACUUGCUGUAAGCCCAACCAGACUCAGCCCACACCCAGAGCUCUACACGGCAAAGAGAGCGGUGGAAUGUUGCCUCUGGGUGCCAUGCGGACCAGAUUUCUGAAUAGAGAAUAUUUAUAACUUUUGUAUGAGAGAAUCCACUCCCAACAAGACACUACCAGCACGCGUUUACAGAGGAUGAAAACACUUCGCAGCUCGCUCGUCUCUGCUUCAGGUCCACAGGCCAGAGAAUAAGUGAAAUAGUGACACGUUUCUACACCACGUCUGACACACAGCACCUCUGCUUGCUUUCCGGGUCUUGAGAAUCUUGAGUUCAUUUCAGUUUUAAUUCGUGGCUUAGGUUUCAUGAUAAGCCUCAAAAAUACUUGUACUUUUAAGUCCUUCCUAAGUUAUUGAAAGUCUUUUCAUGGUAAAUAUUUAUGUUGCCUUUAGCUUCCUGAAGACUUAAGAGAUAUAUAAAAUUUAAUUUAACGUAUACCCAAAGAGGCUUGCACAAUGCUAUGAUUUAGCCAUGGUGUUUAAUCUCCCACCUUCUAGAGUACUGCAGAAGCCCGUUCCCAAGGUUGAGACUUAGGCUGUGCAUUCUGGGGUGGCCUGUGUUGGCUGGGCAAGGCAAGACCCUCAUCACUCCCCAGUGUCGUGUGGCUGCAAUCGGCACCCUCAGUAAGGCAAACUAAAGGUUGUAUGGCCAGUGCGGCGUUUUGGCUUGUUGAAAAGUUCUUAAAAAAAUAGUUUUUUGGAAAGGCCAUUACUGAAGUUCCUGCAGUUUCGUUUCUGUUCUCCUUCUGGUAAAAUUUGAUGGCUGUGUUUGUCAAUUACCCAACAGCACAAGCCAUCCUGUGGAGAGACUAUAAGAUACUUAGGAGGGAGCCGCUAGCCUCCAUGUUCCUGGUCAUUGGCGUUCCAGGCUUGCCUUCCUGCUCGUGGGGUUAACAUGCAUACUUUGGGUCCCCUUUUCAUGAAAAGUAACUGAGCAACCUGCUCCCUUGAAGCAGUUCUGUUCAACAGAAUUUGCUUUUUCGGUCACAGACAGGAUACUGUUUAACACACACGCCCCUUUCUCACAUGUCUUUUUUUGUUUUGUUAGGUUAGAAAAUGAAGAAGAUGCCAGCAUAUCCAGCUUUAUUCCCUUUACGGGGUUUGAAGGCAGAGUAAGAAGAAGGGUCCUGGGGACCCAGGGACCUCUUUCAGUCUGGGGGUGCCCUCUUGCCUCUCACACUUCCUGCCCUCCCAGGCCCCAUGGGAAUUAUAAAACCCUGUAAUCCCGGUAGACCUCUGCUCUGGGUGAGCAUAUGAGGAUCUUGGUGUGUCUGAGGGCCAGGCUUUCUGAGUCUUUGCCUUAGCAACUGGAAUUUUUGUUUGCUUGCUUGCUUGCUUUGACAGUUGGGAUUGGGUUUGAAAACACCACUUACUCUUCUACUUCCUCUUACACAUGCACGAUGCCAGAAGCAGCGACUAAUGAGACAGUAGGAAAAAAAACAUCUAAAUUAACUCAGUCUAAACGAAAGCAAGCUCUUUGUUUCUAUUUGAUCAAAAUCCACCUCUCUAUUUAAGCCCAGGACUGUUUAGAUUAUUCAGUUUUCUGAGUUAGCUAUUCAUCCAAAUCAUUUCUAGAGUUACUAUACGAGGGUUUUUGCGUCAAUAUUACCUGUCUACCUCAGAACACAAGUGCUGCUGAAGCAUUCUGCAAGACCGUGUUCUCACAGUGCAGUUACAUUAGAAUUUAGGUAUUUUCCCGUGUGGUAAAACUAAAGAAUUAAACAGUUAGAAGCCUCCAAAUUCAAAUAAAGUUAAUUUACAGUUCAGAUCAAACUUAGUAUGGCUGUGUAAUCUCAUGAUAUAUAUUUAUAACUUUGUAGCUACUUUUAGAAUCACUUGACUUUGCUAUGGUGCUAAGUUGACAGAUCUAAGUAUUCAGUGAGGCUGACACUGCGACUAGUGUCCUAGCCGGGCGCCACUGCCCCAGCAGCCCUGCUUCUCUCACCACGUUAGCCUGAUAAACCUCAGCAGCAAAAAUACCUAUUUUUCUAAGAUUCCAUCAUGCGCCUGUCUGCUCUGCAGACAGUUUCCCAAUGCCCUUCUGCCCUUUAGUCUGACCUGUAGCCUUACCUCGCUCAGAGAUGAAGCAGAGUGAGCUGUGUCAGAUGGAAGCUUCCGGGCGCCUUGUUUCACUCCUGCCAAGCUCCAUUUGACAGCCAAGGCCGAAUUGUCCUUUCCAAGCAUGAACACCAGGAUCAGUUGGUGAUUGGUCCUGUCACGCUUUCUCAGCAGGCGAGCUCCUGCAAAGUUGUUUUCAUAGCUGCUGAUGCUAGACACCGGGUGCACGCAGCCGGCAGCUCUGGGACCAGCCUCCCAGCACGGUCUCGCUCAACACCACCUUCACGAAAACAGAAAACUCAAAUAGAAUAUAUAAUAUUGAAUUUAAGAUUUGGGGGGUUAAAAAAAGAAAACUUAACUUUAUAAAAUUAUUUAUUCUAUUUUAAGCCUUCUAUCAUAUUUUCCCAUCCAAUUGUUUGGUUUCCGUGGUCCAGCUUUAUUUACAGGCAUAUAAGAUAAAAUUGUGAGAUGUUUUGCAAGCUUCUUUUAUUUUUUGUAGCCUUCGGUUUGUAUGUUUUUAUAGGGAUGAAGAGCAUUUCUGUGCUUUUGUGCAAUAGGUUCCAACAUGCAUUUAUUAGUGUUUAAAUUGUGAUCUAGCAUCGAUUCUACUAAAUUGAAAGGGAAUAUAGGUGGAAUUUCAAAAUCUGUGCAUUUAGCUAUUUGGUUUUGCCUUUUUCUCUGUUACUAUUAUAAGAAUGCUAUUACUGGGAUUAUGGUGUGUGUGCAUUUGUGCACACGUGUCUGUGUGUAUGUGUGUGUGUGUGUGUGUGUGUGUGUGUGUGUGUGUGUGUGUGUGUACAUGUUCUGAUGAUAUUGAAAGAUAAGCAGCCAGGCAGAAAGUGAUGAGAUUGGCAUCACAUUAGGCUCUCCUCUAUGUGGGUGCACCCUAGUCUUUGGGCUGAGUCUGUGGCUUAGCCACCCUGGAGGUUGGGAUUUCAUUGUUUCCACCUACAAGCCUGGCAGAGCUGCCCUCCACGGGCGUGCUGGCUUCUGGCGCUGCCCUGGCAUCAGAGUCUAUAGAGGCUGCUGUGUUCUGUUUCUAAGGACAUACAGGGUGGUGUUUCACUGUGGUCUCUUUAGAUGAAAUGUUCCAGUAAUGAGCCAAUGAAGUUCUACUUUGUACAUGGAUAUUGAAUAUGCUCCUAAAAGGUUGAAACUAAACUUAGUGCAGAUAGUGAAAUCGCUCUCUCUCUCUCUCUCUCUCUCUCUCUCUCUCUCUCUCUUCUCUCUCUCUCACUUUCACACACACACACACACACACACACACACACACACACACACUCUAUGUCUGUUAGCUCAGGAAAUCAUUUAAGCCCCAAUACAUCACAUAUGACCUUAACAUGAAAACAGAAGUUUUCUCUGCCUUGACAUUAAAUACACCACGUAAAUAAACUGGGAUUUAGAUUAGGAAAACCACUCAACUGUACCCCAGUCUGCAGAUCUUGCAUUUCUCCAGGCAGGGAUUAUCCCUUCAGGCUCCCGUCGGGAACAGCUGUGCAGGCCCGAGGCUCUCACACCCAGUUCCUGGUAUCACUUACUCGUAUCCACGAGCACAGGGAGAGAAACAGCUGGUGUGCCCAUGAGAUGUGUGUGUCGCUUUAGCACAUCCGUUCCCGCUCUCAGCUUGCACCAGACACAUCUUUCCCAGACUAACGGAACAUCGGCUCGCAGGCAGCAGCCCCACCUGUGCUCUCACCUUGGCGUCAGUCACAGCUAACAACUGUCAUGGUGUAUGAAAUGAUGCAGACACAGAUUUUUUGACUGUUUAAUUUGAAAGUUUACAUUUUUUAAUGGUUGUGUUAGUGUGUAAUUUUUGUACCAUCAGUGGCUAGUUUUUGUCUAAAAUCUUUUUUGGAAUAUUGCUUAAUGUUUUGAUUUCAUGACAGUGAAGCUUGUACUCAGUGUUUUGCCAAUUAAUAUUAUAUGCUUGUAAUAAAAGCAGAAGAAAAACUUAUAAAA